AUGUCUGCCGUUGUGGAGAAGGUCACCGACGCCGUCCAGGACGUUACCAAUGCUCUGAGCAAUACCUCGAUCGCCGAGAAGGUCACCGACAACAAGCCUGCCGCCGCCAACAAUGACGCCGUCCUCGCCAGCGCUGCUGAGGGACGCCGUCUCUACAUCGGCAACCUGGCCUAUGCGACGACCGAGGGGGAACUGAAGGAGUUCUUCAAGGGUUACCUUGUCGAGUCCGUCUCCAUUCCCAAGAACCCCCGCACCGACCGUCCCGUUGGCUACGCCUUCGUCGACCUCUCUACCCCUACUGAGGCCGAGCGCGCCAUCUCUGAGCUGUCCGGCAAGGAGAUCCUGGAGCGCAAGGUUUCCGUCCAGCUCGCUCGCAAGCCCGAGCCUGCCGGCGAGAAGGCUGACGCCGCCAACGGUGAGGGUGCCGGCGAGGGCAACCGCCGCCGCCCCUCUGGCCGCGGCCGUGGCCGCGGCCGUGGUGGUCGUGGUGCCCGCAACGGUCGCGAUGGUAACCAGGAGGAGGGUGCCGAGGCCGCUGCCGCCCCUGCUGAGGCUGCCGCUCCUGCCCCUGCUGAGGCUCAACCCCUUGGCGACGUUACCAACAAGGACGUCGCCGCCGACUCGGCCAAGAACAAGGAGUCCCGCCCUCCUCGUGAGCGCCGGGAGCGUGGCCCUCCCGCCGACGGCGUUGCCUCCAAGACUAAGGUCAUGGUCGCCAACCUGCCUUACGACCUGACCGAAGAGAAGCUUAAGGAGCUUUUUGAGGCCUACUCGCCCUCUUCCGCCAAGAUCGCCCUUCGCCCCAUCCCCCGCUUCAUGAUCAAGAAGCUCCAGGCCCGCGGUGAGCCCCGCAAGGGCCGUGGCUUCGGCUUCGUUACCCUCGCCUCCGAGGAGCUCCAGCAGAAGGCCGUCAGCGAGAUGAACGGCAAGGAGAUUGAGGGCCGUGAGAUCGCCGUCAAGGUUGCCAUCGACAGCCCUGACAAGACUGAUGAGGAGGCCAACUCUCCCGAGGAGAAGGCCAACGGUGCUGAGGAGGGCGCCCCCGCUGCGGCCCCCACCGAGGCUCCCGCUACCACCGCCGUCACGGCGACCGAUGCCGCCCCUGCAGUCCCCGCCACUGCUGCCGGCGCUACUACCACUGCUUAA
Verticillium nonalfalfae is the source of this 1146-nucleotide messenger RNA. RefSeq lists its product as uncharacterized. Gene Ontology annotation, molecular function: mRNA binding. Gene Ontology annotation, cellular component: cytoplasm; nucleus; ribonucleoprotein complex. Bases 1 to 1146 code for a protein of 381 amino acids. NCBI's taxonomy places the organism in Eukaryota, Fungi, Ascomycota, Sordariomycetes, Glomerellales, Plectosphaerellaceae. The transcript is spliced from 4 exons. The record is from RefSeq and is a predicted model, not a curated record.